Hevea brasiliensis (rubber tree) is the source of this 2096-nucleotide messenger RNA. RefSeq names its product transcription factor bHLH123. Gene Ontology annotation, molecular function: DNA-binding transcription factor activity, RNA polymerase II-specific; RNA polymerase II cis-regulatory region sequence-specific DNA binding; protein dimerization activity. NCBI's taxonomy places the organism in Eukaryota, Viridiplantae, Streptophyta, Magnoliopsida, Malpighiales, Euphorbiaceae. The record is from RefSeq and is a predicted model, not a curated record. Bases 285 to 1622 code for a protein of 445 amino acids. Gene Ontology annotation, cellular component: nucleus. The transcript is spliced from 7 exons. Gene Ontology annotation, biological process: regulation of transcription by RNA polymerase II.
CUCAUUCACCCCUAGAAAUGUCAAACACCAGCAUUCCGGUUACUCCACGGAGACCCAAAUGGCUUCUUUCCUCACUAUAAAUACCCUUCAGAUGCAGCGAACCGUUUUCUAUAAUUUUAUGUAACCACAAAAAGGAAGAAAAGCUUCCAGCAAACUAAACAAUUCAAGGGAUUGAUUGCCCAAGAAAAAACCCAAGAUUCUUACGACAUUAACCGCACAAAACCUCCAACAUAGCAACUAUAAAGCACCAGCAUCAGCAGCAGCUUUACCUUUGCCUUUUAACCAUGGCGGAUGAGUUCAACACAACCACAAACUGGUGGGAUUCUUCUAGGAACAGGUUUGAUAGCGGCUCUUCUUCUUCAUCUUCAGGGCUUAAUAGCUUGGGCAGCUUUGCUUGGCCAUCGGAAAUGGUGGAUGUCAAAGGAAGGUCUUCUAUUGAGUCUGCCUCCGUCUCAGAUAGUUCUGUAGUUUUUCAUGAUACCCAGAAGCUGCAACAAGGCCAAGAUUCUGGUGCUGACUUGCAUAUGAUGGGUUUAGGCCUCUCUUCCCAGGCCAUGGAUUGGAACCAAGCUUUACUUCGCAGUGAUAAGACUGACAGCAGCCUCCGUUCGAUGCUGCAAGAGAACUUGAAUUCGAGCACAAGUUAUCAGCAAGAAACUGGGAUUGGAUCAUCUCAAGUUCAGUGGAGAGAGAGAAUGUUUAGUGGGGAAUCUUCCAUGAAUGAGUUUAAGCAAAUGAACCGAGGUUUUUCUUUGGAUCAACCGCAGUUUAGUCCUCAUGGGAGCUCUUGUGAUAGUACUGUGACAUGUCAAGGCUUGCAGUUUCAAAUGGAUUCAACUGCUAUCUAUGGAAGCCCUUCAACGAUGUUGCAAGGUCUUCUGGGAUCUGAUAAUCAACCUACACAACAGUCUUCUUUCGAGAACCGAUCGAUGAGCUAUACUUAUGGGGCAAAUUAUGGGAUUACUAGUAAUGAAUUGGUGCCUUCAUGGGCUAAUAAGGUGCCUCAGUUCUUGAGAAAUUCACCUCCUAAACAGCCUCCCCACCAAUUGCACUUCUCCAAUAACGCCCCCUUCUGGAAUGCAUCUGCAAGUUCCAUGACUGAUGUUCGUCCAAACUUUUUCCCAUCGUUACAACCACAAUUUCCAACUUCAAAUUUCGAAGAAAAACCAAAGCAGAAUAUAUCUGAAGUACGGGAUUCGAGUACAGUAGUAAAGAAAAGUGGGAGUGAGGGAGCAACAAAAAGGCCUCGAAAUGAAACGCCAUCGCCCAUGCCAGCCUUUAAGGUGAGGAAAGAGAAGAUGGGGGACAGAAUCACUGCGCUCCAACAAUUGGUUUCGCCUUUCGGAAAGACUGAUACAGCCUCAGUGCUCUCUGAAGCUAUUGAAUACAUCAAAUUCCUCCAUGAGCAAGUCACUGUACUUAGCAACCCAUACAUGAAAAGUACUGGAGCUCCCAUGCACCACCAGCAGAAUUCUGACAAGUCUAGCAAGGAUCCAGAAGGACAAAAACAAGAUCUUAGGAGCCGAGGGCUGUGUCUGGUACCGGUUUCGAGCACAUUUCCGGUAACUCAUGAGACAACAGUUGAUUUUUGGACCCCUACAUUCGGAGGAACAUUCAGAUAGAAGGAAAGGGAAAUGGGUGAAAUUGGGGAACAGAUUCUACACAAGUAGCAGCAGCAGGUGUACCUGAUCUUAUCGAAAACCCUAGCCAAGUUGGGAAUGAUAAGAUCAUCAUCAAUGAUAAAAGAAGAGAAAAACACACUCACACACACACAGAGAUAUAUAACUUUCAAAGUCCAGAAUUGGAGGAAAAAUAGAGAGAGAAAUUGUGAAAGAGAAAGAAAACGAUAUGAACCUUCAGAGAUACAUGCCCAGUGUUUGGCCAGCCACAGGCAAAAUGAUGCAGGUUGGCCAAUAUAGGGACCAUUUGGAAACAUAUAUUAAUUGUUGUAAUAAUUGAAAAAUUAUAUGAUUAGGAAUGAGAAUAUAUAUAUAUAUAUAGGUGCUGAUUGAUUUUAGGGAAUUAAAGCAUGUUGAUGUAGAUUAGUUUAAUUAAUUUAAUAGAUUAACUUUUAAUUUGGGUGUUUUUUAUAGUUA